Messenger RNA from Suillus fuscotomentosus, 1079 nucleotides. RefSeq lists its product as uncharacterized. The coding region runs from base 123 to 905 and encodes 260 amino acids. Lineage: Eukaryota; Fungi; Basidiomycota; Agaricomycetes; Boletales; Suillaceae. The transcript is spliced from 13 exons. The record is from RefSeq and is a predicted model, not a curated record.
UCACUUUCUUGUUAAUAUAAGAGCCAGAUAUAACAAAUAUACUUACCAUAUGACACCAGCGCCUAUGCAGUGCGUCCUACCUGAACUACUUCUUCCUGUUCUAACAUGACAGCUUAGUGUCGAUGGCUACAUUUUGGACCUACGAUUAUGCUUGUUCGCUUCACGAAGAGUGGACAUUCUUGCUUCGGUCGCGCUGGACCAAGGUAAAAUGCCUUUAUAUAAUUGUACGAAAUAUCCCAUUUGCCAUCUUUAUCACGGAGUUAUAUCUGUACUUUAUCCCGAACGAGGAUUCCAAGAAAUGCGGGAUGUUGAUCAAUAUUUACUCGAGUUUCAGCUUUAUAUCAGUCGUUUGCUCUGAAUUUAUGUUUGUGCUCAGAACAUAUGCGCUCUGGAACAACAAUAGAUUCGUUUUGGUGGCCACGGUAUGCAUCGCUGUUGCUUUUGUAGUAAUAGCAGCUAUCGAUAUUGUUUUCGCCACUGUUGCCACCUCACAUGUUACGACCAGCACGAUCCUCCCAGGCUGCUAUCGGACCUCGCGCAGAAUCCAACUCUCUAUGCCGUUUCUUCUCUUAUUUGUAUUUGAACUGGGACUAAUCUCCCUCACAUUUGUACGUGCUAUACAGAGCUGGAAGACAGUCAACGGCCCUUUGUACACCGUUCUGGUGAAGCAUGACAUAUUAUACUAUGCAUGCGGUUUGUUCCUUGCAGCCAUCAACGUCAUAAUGCAAAUGCUGUUUUCCCAAUACGCAUAUCACUCCGUCUUCGAUGACUUCCAAUUCUAUGUGCUUGCUAUCCUUGCUACGCGCAUGCACCUCCAUCUCUGGCAUCUCAAUCAACAUUAUCAUAUACUUGGCUCUGAUGCCCUCAUGCUUGCUCCUAUGACCGGCAUGUCAACUGUAGACUAGACUGCGUUUAUCCUGUGGCUUAUUAAGCAUCGUUUAUGGAGUGAUGUUUGGACCAUGCGAGAUGAUGACUAGUGGGGUUGGUGUUGUUAGUGGUCGGGUUCGGGAUGCGCUUAGCUUAUAAGACUACAUGAUCUUUUUGGGCGCAAGAUGCAUUUGGAUGGCCUUGGUGUAUUG